GUUUUGUCCGAUUCCUUGAGGGUUAUUACAUCGUCUUGAUCACAAAGCGGAGGAAGAUGGCCGACAUUGGUGGUCACUCCAUAUACAAGAUAGAGGAUACCAACAUGAUCUACAUCCCCAAUGAUUCAGUGAGGGUGACGCAUCCUGACGAGGCCAGGUACAGUACGUUGACAGUUAUACACCCCACUGGAGAUUUUCUCUCAAUUCAUACACACUCACACACACACACACAGUGUGACGGCUUCACUGACCCACUAACCAAGUUUGAUCAGCUAAGGGUCACUCAGUAUAUGGGUCUAUAUAACCUGCCGUGCACAGCAAAUGAAUAUGGCAUUUUCUAGUCUCACCUUUUAAUUGAGAUGAGAAGGUAACAUGUAUGAUGUUAUAUCUCAAAGACUAGGACUGUUUACUAUGUGACCUGACAACUCCGGUGAUGUGACUGUGGUGAUGCGACAGGAAAAACUCCUGCCACUAGUAUUAGGGGUUCUGACUAUGUGGAAUACAGCUAUGACCGGAAGUGACUUUUUCAAAGCAGGUUAGGAGAACUUAAGCAGCCGGUCAGAAGAAUUAACGUGACAGGUUAGGAGAAUUAGGUUAACGUUAGGAAAGGGUUAGGGUUAGCUAAAAUGCUCUCCUAACCUGCUACGAAAAGUCAGUUCCGGUCGUAGCUGUACUCCAUCUAGUCACAACCUGUAUUAUGUAAUUGAUGCAGGUAAUAACCAUAAGAGAUUGGGACUGUUUAUUUCUCCUCUUGUAGAUACGUAAGGAUCUUUCAGAAUGUGGACCUGUCCAGUAAUUUCUACUUUAGGUAAGCGUGUGUGUGAGAUCUUUAAAAAUCCCACUCCUCCUCAUCUCUCUUCUGUUGUUUGUCAAGCCAAUGCUCUUGUUUGUCACACGUCUUUGUGGUCACGAGGCUCAGGUGUUUGGUGCAGUAUUGAACCUGUCAGACAAACUCUAUUCACAGUUCUUCACUUUUUUUGUCUGCACUUCUCUGAUGUCUGCGCUUCUGUCAUUACAAAUUACAGGCCUCUCUCAUCUUUUUAAGUGGGAGAACUUGCACAAUUGGUGGCUGACUAAAUACUUUUUUUCCCCACUGUACCAUCUAAAGCCCACUGUAGCAGUAGCUGUACUUUAGGUUAACCUGUACUGAAAGGGUCUGUAUUGACAUAGUGUAGUCACGACUCGCUCCACAGAUUACCUUCUAUUAGUUCUCACUCAGACUUGUUGUCAAGCUGGUCAUUUUUCUCCCUAGCGACAGGGGAAGAUUCAUUUUGGACCCUACCUUUUUUAUAUCCUCAAGGAAAAAAAUAUUAUAUAUCGUCAAGAAAAAAACGAUUGUCAUUAAAGAUAUAAAAAUAUACAGUGGGGAAAAAAGUAUUUAGUCAGCCACCAAUUGUGCAAGUUCUCCCACUUAAAAAGAUGAGAGGCCUGUAAUUUUCAUCAUAGGUACACGUCAACUAUGACAGACAAAUUGAGAUUUUUUUUCUCCAGAAAAUCACAUUGUAGGAUUUUUUUAUGAAUCUAUUUGCAAAUUAUGGUGGAAAAUAAGUAUUUGGUCACCUACAAACAAGCAUGAUUUCUGGCUCUCACAGACCUGUAACUUCUUCUUUAAGAGGCUCCUCUGUCCUCCACUCGUUACCUGUAUUAAUGGCACCUGUUUGAACUUGUUAUCAGUAUAAAAGACACCUGUCCACAACCUCAAACAGUCACACUCCAAACUCCACUAUGGCCAAGACCAAAGAGCUGUCAAAGGACACCAGAAACAAAAUUGUAGACCUGCACCAGGCUGGGAAGACUGAAUCUGCAAUAGGUAAGCAGCUUGGUUUGAAGAAAUCAACUGUGGGAGCAAUUAUUAGGAAAUGGAAGACAUACAAGACCACUGAUAAUCUCCCUCGAUCUGGGGCUCCACGCAAGAUCUCACCCCGUGGGGUCAAAAUGAUCACAAGAACGGUGAGCAAAAAUCCCAGAACCACACGGGGGGACCUAGUGAAUGACCUGCAGAGAGCUGGGACCAAAGUAACAAAGCCUACCAUCAGUAACACACUACGCCGCCAGGGACUCAAACCCUGCAGUGCCAGACGUGUCCCCCUGCUUAAGCCAGUACAUGUCCAGGCCCGUCUGAAGUUUGCUAGAGUGCAUUUGGAUGAUCCAGAAGAGGAUUGGGAGAAUGUCAUAUGGUCAGAUGAAACCAAAAUAUAACUUUUUGGUAAAAACUCAACUCGUCGUGUUUGGAGGACAAAGAAUGCUGAGUUGCAUCCAAAGAACACCAUACCUACUGUGAAGCAUGGGGGUGGAAACAUCAUGCUUUGGGGCUGUUUUUCUGCAAAGGGACCAGGACGACUGAUCCGUGUAAAGGAAAGAAUGAAUGGGGCCAUGUAUCGUGAGAUUUUGAGUGAAAACCUCCUUCCAUCAGCAAGGGCAUUGAAGAUGAAACGUGGCUGGAUCUUUCAGCAUGACAAUGAUCCCAAACACACCGCCCGGGUAAUGAAGGAGUGGCUUCGUAAGAAGCAUUUCAAGGUCCUGGAGUGGCCUAGCCAGUCUCCAGAUCUCAACCCCAUAGAAAAUCUUUGGAGGGAGUUGAAAGUCCGUGUUGCCCAGCGACAGCCCCAAAACAUCACUGCUCUAGAGGAGAUCUGCAUGGAGGAAUGGGCCAAAGUACCAGCAACAGUGUGUGAAAACCUUGUGAAGACUUACAGAAAACGUUUGACCUGUGUCAUUGCCAACAAAGGGUAUAUAAUAAAGUAUUGAGAAACUUUUGUUAUUGACCAAAUACUUAUUUUCCACCAUCAUUUGCAAAUAAAUUCAUAAAAGAUCCUACAAUGUGAUUUUCUGGAUUUUUUUCUCUCAAUUUGUCUGUCAUAGUUGACGUGUACCUAUGAUGAAAAUUACAGGCCUCUCUCAUCUUUUUAUGUGGGAGAACUUGCACAAUUGGUGGCUGACUAAAUACUUUUUUUCCCCCACUGUGUGUGCUGUCAGGUGUAAAUACAUUCGUUUUUUCUGUCAUUCAUCUAUCUAUCAUUUUUCUUUCUGCGCAUCACUCCAUUCAUCCAUCUCAUUGAUUUCCUAUUCUGAUUAUCGAAGUGUUGUUCUUCUUGAAAUCCUUGUUGACUUUUUUACCUAUGAACUUUGACCCCCCAGCUACAGCUAUGACCUGAGCCACUCCCUGCAAUACAACCUGACGCUGCUGCAAAGGCCGUGUGACCCGGGCACCGUGGAGGAGGUGCACACACGGAGCAGCAGACAGCAGGACAGCUUCGACAUCUUCGAGGACGAGGGCCUGCCCACACAAGGUCAGACAGCUCCUGCCCUCUCACCCUCUCCCUAAACUCCAGUUCCAGUUUUUACAGUUUCAAAACAUGUGAAUACACUGUAUUGAACACAUUUGUUUUCAUUUGUUAUCACAAAAAAAGGAAUGGUAUGUUACACUUUGUUUCUUGAUCUUAUAACCGUUAAGUCAGUCAGUGGUCCCAAAAGGAAAAAGAUCCUCACAACUCAAGCCAAUCAUAAAGCCAUUAACCGGCUAAAUACAAGGUUGAUCAGGACAUCACUACUAGCCCUAAACUGAAGUCUUUACUCAGCUGAUCUAUCUCUACUCAAUACCGUUUCCAUGUUCUAAUCUACUGUAUCGGUGGUAAACCAUCCACUUGGCUUUGAUCCUGUCCAUGUAAGCUGUUCUGUGGUGUUUUGUGUCCCUCUGUAACGGUUCCGCUGCAGUGUUCCACGGCCUCCAGAGUGAACCGUACGCCAAGUACGUAUGGAACGGAAAGCUCCUGGAGCGCGUCAAGGACAUGGUGCAUCCUGAUUGGCUCAUGUACAUCAUCCAUGGCUUCUGUGGCCAGUCCAGUAUCCUUUUCCUCCUGCAUGGUUACGACCUGGAAAGUAGAGUGUUCUAUUUAGUAGUAGCGUGAGAGGUGUUGCAAAUGUGCAUGUGUGCUUGUGUCAGUGACUUGGUGCCUUUGCAAUGUUCCAGAUGUUGGUAUCCACUAGGGCUGACCCCAUUUAAUCGACUGGUCUAUUGUUUGGUCGAUAGGCUGUUGGUCGACCGAGAAUCUUUUUAGCCGAGCAUUCGCACAUUUCGUUUUUUUUAUGGCACACGAGACACCUGUCUGAUUCACACCUGUCUCAGUGGACUAAUCCAUUGCGGAGACUGCGGGGAUGGCAUACCACUAUCACCAUUAGUACAUUUUACCGUUAAUUCCCAUAAUUUCUAAUCUACAAUGGUAAAUUGUUAAUGCAUUCAGUAUAUUAUUAUUAUUACAGUUUUUUACCGUUCUCAUUGUCGGAGUGGACACGUUGUUUGCGGACCGCACAACCUAGGCUAAACUUGUGAGGAACACAUUUUGGUUUAUUUCACUCCAUUUAUGAGUUGUCGAUUUAUUCAUUGUCUUUUGUUUGUAGUGCUCCUGUCAAUGUUGAGUAAGGACGCGCACCUGAUUAUACAUAGAAGUAGGUCUAGGCCACCUGGCCCGCGUGCAAAUGUAGGCCUAUAAAUGUGCCCAUUUAGUAUUUCUGAUUGUCAUAACUUACCACCACUGUGGCGCUUCUCAAAAUACAUUUUUCUUCACCUCAAACUGCAAGUAAACAAAGUCUGUUUUUACAUCCAUUGAGAAUGACAAUAGUUCCUCAACGUAGCCUAUUUUAAAAAUCAUUAGAGCCCUCUUUCAAUAUCCACGUGAAAGGGGAAAGAAAUGUAAGCUCUGAUCUGGUGGAAACGUAAAAUAGGUCUAACUACUUUUUAUCCCAUGUGCAAAUUGCCUACAGUUAUGUCUGUCCGGAGCUCACUGGUGCAGGAAACUCUGAGGGCCCAGAAUAUUUUAUACAAUGUUGCAGCUUCAGGCCAGACCCAAGUUAAUAGUUGAUACAAUGCUUCAAAUUCCUUGCAGACAGGCCAUGCGUAGCCAAUGUGAUUUAUAGGAUAUUUGUUUUUAUCAGGAUAUUUUUUACCGGCAGGCUGCAAUGUUUUUAUUUGUUGGCUUUAUGGAGGCUAUUUUUACAUAGUUUGCAAUAGAAGUUACUUUUAGAAUUUUGAUUAACCAUAUAAUGAUUUUGAGAUACGAAGACUUUAUUAUAAAUGAAAUAACUGUUCCAUAAAAAAUGUACAAAUGAAAAUCAUAACUGGCACAGAGAUGGGUAGAAACUCCAAAUGGAAAAGGUUGACAACUCCUGGUGUAGCCUAUUACCUACCUGCAACUUCAGGAGCUUAAUGGCAGAAUCUGCGAAGGCCAGCAUCAGAUGGAGGGUCGGGAACAGGUUUUUUCUUCUUCUGGUUACGCUAUCUUGAUCUCUGGCUCCCUCUUGAGUCAUUUGUGUGUCUUAAUUAUUUAAUCACAGUGUGCUUAAAGCAUCAGGCAAGCUCAGUACCCUACAUACAGUGCCUUCAGAAAGUAAUCGGACCUCUUGACUUUUUCCACAUUUUGUUGCGUUACAGCCUUAUUCUAAAAUGGAUUAAAGAAAACAUUUGUCUAUAUAUAUAUAUAUAUAUAUAUAUAUAUAUAUAUAUAUAUAAGGUCCCACAUUUGACAGUGCAUGUCAGAGGAAAAACCAAGCCAUGAGGUCAAAGGAAUUGUCCGUAGAGCUCUGAGACAGGAUUGUGUCGAGGCACAGAUCUGGGGAAGGGUACCAAAACAUUUCUGCAGCAUUGAAGUCCCUAAGAACACAGUGGCCUCCAUCAUUCUUAAAUGGAAGAAGUUUUGAACCCACCCAGACUCUUCCUAGAGCUGGCCGCCCGGCCAAACCGAGCAAUCGGGGGAGAAGGGCCUUGGUCAGGGAGGUGACCAAGAACCCGAUGGUCACUCUGACAAAGCUCAAGAGUUCCUCUGUGGAGAUUGGAAAACCUUCCAGAAGGACAACCAUCUCUGGAGCUCUCCACCAAUCAGGCCUUUAUGGUAGAGUGGACAGACGGAAGCCACUCCACAGUAAAGGGCACAUGACAGCCCGCUUGGUGUUUGCCAAAAGGCACCUAAAGGACUCUCAGACCAUGAGAAACAAGGUUCUCUGGUCUGAUGAAACCAAGAUUGAAGUAUUUUGCCUGAAUGCCAAGCGUCACGUCUGGAGAAACCUGGCACCAUCCCUAUGGUGAAGCAUGGUGGUGGCAGCAUCAUGCUGUGGGGAUGUUUUACAGCGGCAGGGACUGGGAGACUAGUCAGGAUCGAGGGAAAGAUGAAUGGAGCAAAGUACAGAGAGAUCCUUGAUGAAAACCUGCUCCAGAGCACUCAGUACCUCAUACUGGGGCGAAGGUUCACCUUCCAACAAGACAACGACCCUAAGCACACAGCAAAGACAACACAGGAGUGGCUUCGGAACAAGUCUCUGAAUGUCCUUGAAUGGCCCAGCCAGAGCCCGGACUUGAACCCGAUUGAACAUCUCUGGAAAGACCUGAAAAUAGCUGUGCGGCAACACUCCCCAUCCAACCUGACAGAGCUUGAGAGGAUCUGCAGAGAAGAAUGGGUUAAACUCUCCAAGUACAGGUGUGCCGAGCUUGUAGCGUCAUACCCAAGAAGACUCGAGGCUGUAAUCGCUGCCAAAGGUGCUUCAACAAAGUACUGAAUAAAUGGUCUGAAUAUUUAUGUAAAUAUAAUAUUUCUGUUUUUUUCUUUUAAAAUAAAUGUGCAAAUAUUCAGAAAAAACUGUUUUUGGUUUGGCCUUAUGGGGUAUUGUGUGUAGAUUGAUGAGGGGAAAAAAACAAUUUAAUCAAUUUUAGAAUAAGGCUGUAAUGUAACAAUGUGGAACAAGUAAAGGAGUCUGAAUACUUUCCGAAUGCACUGUAUAGUUGAUUUUAUUAAAACACAUAGUGUGUGUCUAUAUAGGGAAAAAUACAAGUUUCAAAAUGUACACGUUUUAUAAUUUCAACCAAGAUUUGUUUUAGUCGGGGACAGCCCUAGUAUCCACUUAGUGUGGCAUUUUAGUUCUAUACCUUUAGAAUCCACUGAAGCUGACUUAGUUUACCUGACAAUACUUAAAUUGUUAUUCCCUGAGAUUCUGAAGCACCUUUUUAUUGUGUCUCCCCAAUGAUACCUGCAGCCAUCUGCCCUCCCUCCCUUCCUACCUCCUACCGCCCUCCACAUCUUUCUGUCUGUCUGUCUUUUGACAUGUAUCCUUUAGAAGACAGAACUUUAUUCCUCUUGUGUUCUUUCCCUCGGCUCGCCUCCUUCACUCCCCAUCGUCUGUCUGGCAUGCUGCUCACUGGAAAGUGAAUGCCUACCUCUUGUUCCACAACACAUGGAAUACCAUUUUUGUUUAUUUUGUUUGGGGGGCACGUGGAAUACCUAAUGAGCCAGAUGCUCGCCAGUCUGCUAAGCUGCAUUAAGCGAUUUGUGUUUAUAUUAUGGUCUAUGUAAAAAUAAUAAGAUGGAAAUUUAAGAAAUGCUUAUCAGGUAUGAAAACAGUGGAGCGUUUGCAUGCUUUGCCCAUCUGGUAUAUGAGGUGGAGGAGAAAAAAUAGAUUAGAUUAGCUAGACAGUUUUAGCUAGACAGUUUCUUUCUGUUUAGACUAGGAAGGCACAGCUAGUGUUUCCACUAAGCCAAAGAAAAACACACUUGAAACAAAAUGUAUGCCUAGAUUGGUUAUAUUGAUGCAUGGUUUGGUUAUAUUAAUGCAUAUUUGAGUGUGGACGCUUGGAGCUUGGGUAGAAGUGCUGGAGAAUAACUAAAUCUGAUUAAUUGUGUCCCUCAUUUUGAGAGCCUAGUUUAACAAUCUGUCAAUGCAGAUCUUAUAAGCAGACAUUAAGACAUUACAACCAUUCAUUGCACUACUUAGCCGUGAGAGGUUUUAGCUAAUGACUCUUCUGCUUGACUGAAGUUGUUCUUGGCUUUUUACACUACCGUUCAAAAGUUUGGGGUCACUUAGAAAUGUCCUUGUUUUCCAUGAAAACAUGCAUGAAAUGAGUUUGAAUAGGAAAUAUAGCAAAAUGCAUAGGAAAUGUAGUCAUUGACAAGGUUAGAAAUAAUUAUUUUUAAUAUAAAUAAUAAUUGUGUCCUUCAAACUUUGCUUUCGUCAAAUAAUCCUCCAUUUGCAGCUAUUACAGCCUUGCAGACCUUUGGCAUUCUAGUUGUCAAUUUGUUGAGGUAAUCUGAAGAGAUUUCACCCCAUGCUUCCUGAAGCACCUCCCACAAGUUGGAUUGGCUUGAUGGGCACUUCUUACAUACCAUACGGUCAAGCUGCUCCCACAACAGCUCAAUAGGAUUGAGAUCCGGUGACUGUGCUGGCCACUCCAUUAUAGACAGAAUACCAGCUGACUGCUUCUUCCCUAAAUAGGUCUUGCAUAGUUUGGAGUUGUGCUUUGGGUCAUUGUCCUGUUGUAGGAGGAAAUUGGCUCCAAUCAAGUGCCAUCCACAGGGUAUUGCAUGGCAUUGCAAAAUGGAGUGAUAGCCUUCCUUCUUCAAGAUCCCUUUUUACCCUGUACAAAUCUCCCACUUUACCACCACCAAAGCACCCCCAGACAAUCACAUUGCCUCCACCAGCAUCUUUUCAUUUGGUCUGCGUCUCACAAAUGUUCUUUGUGAUCCGAACACCUCAAACGUCGAUUCGUCUGUCCAUAACACUUUUUCCCAAUCUUCCUCUGUCCGGUGUCUGUGUUCUUUUGCCCAUCUUUUAUUUUUAUUGGCCAGUCUGAGAUAUGGCUUUUUCUUUGCAACUCUGCCUAGAAGGUCAGCAUCCCGGAGUCGCCUCUUCACUGUUGACAUUAGACUGGGGUUUUGCGGGUACUAUUUAAUGAAGCUGCCAGUUGAGGACCUGUGAGGCAUCUGUUUCUCAAACUAGACACUCUAAUGUAUUUGUCCUCUUGCUCAGUUGUGCACCGGGGCCUCCCACUCCUCUUUCUAUUCUGGUUAGAGCCAGUUUGCGCUGUUCUGUGAAGGGAGUAGUACACAGAUCUUCAGUUUCUUGGCAAUUUCUCGCAUGGAAUAGCCUUAAUUUCUCAGAACAAGAAUAGACUGACGAGUUUCAGAAGUUCUUUGUUUCUGGCCAUUUUGAGCCUGUAAUCGAACCCACAAUUGCUGAUGCUCCAGAUACUUAACUAGUCUCAAGAAGGCCAGUUUUAUUGCUUUAAUCAGCAUAACAGUUUUCAGCUGUGCUAACAUAAUUGUAAAAUGGUUUUCUAAUGAUCAAUUAGCCUUUUAAAAUGAUAAACUUGGAUUAGCAAACACAACGUGCCAUUGGAACACAGGACUGAUGGUUGCUAAUAAUGGGCCUCUGUACGCCUAUGUAGAUAUUCCAUAAAAAAUCUGCCGUUUCCAGUUUCCAGCUACAAUAGCCAUUUACAACAUUAACAAUGUCUACACUGUAUUUCUGAUCAAUUUGAUGUUAUUUCAAUGGACAAAAAAAUUGCUUUUCUUUCGAAAACAAGGACAUUUCUAAGUGACCCCAAACUUUUGAACGGUAGUGCAUAUGCAAGUAAUAAUGAAUCACCUCCUCCACAGUCAUGAGAUGAAUAAGUGAACUCCCCAGUAUCCCAGUGAUGGAGGGAUGAAAGAGGAAAUGGAUAGUAUAAAAAAAAAUAGUCCAGUCUGAACUUAAACAACUAAAACUAUGUAGAAAGUGUGUGGAAAUGAUAACGAACCUACAUUUUUAAGAAUUGUAAUCUCUGAACCUAUUUUUUACUUCAAUCACAGUAUUUUUUUAUAUAGAGCUAUUAGCAGCGCUAUUUAGCGGAUUUGGUUGAUUUUUGUGGUCUUAAACCAGUCAGCUUAUUAACAUUCUUCAUGAAGAAUAUGGGCAAAAUGUAAUUAUUGACAAUGGAAAAUGGUGGGAAUGUUGUUCCCUUAUCAUGUAAUUGCUACAUUUACUAUCAAUAUAGCAUUCAAAAUAGUUUUCCAGAGUGUAUUUUUGCAACAAACAAACAAAUGUGAUGCUAAUAUUAGGUCGCGACUGAGACAACCUGGUUGUCCCGAUACAAAACCCGUUGAGAACCACUGGUUUACAUCAAACAUUGCUGAAUAGCACAAGGGGUAAUUGUCUGUGUGUGUCACCAGGUUUGCUGGUUAGAUGGGCAGUGGGGGACACAUUGCGGACGCUGGGUUUAGACGACAUUUCCUGGAAGCCAUCCUUCUCUCAUGGUUCUUUUCCCAGAGAAACCCAGGCAGAAUAAUUGAUAGAAGGAAACGGGGAGGAGGGGAGGGGUAAAGAAAGGUAGAGACCCAGAGAUGGAGGAAGUGAUGAAGGAGGUAAAGAGGAAAACGGAGAGGUAAGAGAGGGACUUAGUAAAUUAGUGCGAGAGAGCUGGAGGGUAGAGCGACGAGAACAGUCAUUUCCCCCCCUAUUUUGAAUUGGACAUAUAAAGGUAUACACUUUACAAUUCUUGACAUGAGUACAAAUAACAAAUUAAAAACAAGCAAACUAACCAAAGGAACACACAAAAAAACAUACAAUAUGAAAAUAAAAUUACAACAGAUCACAACACACUAUACCCUCCCCCUGUUGGCCCAAGCUCUGAAUCUUGCUCAAUAGAGUGUAAUUUGUCAAAAAAGGAAAUUAAAGGCUGCCAUCUCAGAAAAAGGUUAUCAGUACAUGCACUCAGUGUUUUAAAUUUUUUCUAAAUUAAGAAAAGACAAGAACUCAGUGGGUGGUUUGGGAGAUUUCCAAUUAAGUAAAAUCUGUUGGCGGGCUACGAGUGAAGCAAAUGUUACAACAUCUGCUUUACUUUUGGUGAGAAUGGACAGCACAGAUGGAACUCCAAAAAUAGCUAUCAAAGUACAAAGCUGCAGGUUAAUAUCAAGAUGUUUAGAGAGAGUAGUUAAAAAGGAAGACCAAUACUCCGAGAGCUUAGAGCCUGAGAAAACGUGACUAUGAUCAGCGGGAGACAUUGAGCAUCUGUCAUGUGUAAUUUGUCUCUGGUGAAAAAUGAAUAGUUUUUUGCCAUGAUGUAAUGAAUUUUGUGCAACACUUUGAUCUGAUUUCAAUUUAACCGAGCACAGGAAGAUGUGGCAUUAACCCUAAUAAGGGCCUCCUCCCACCAGUCAUCUGUCAGGUCAAGUUCUCUUCGCCAGUCAGUCUUUAGUUUGAUGAUGGGAGAGGUUUUCAGAGGAGAGCAUAACGUCAUCAUAUGAGACCUCCCCAAAUCUGCGCGAGCGACAGGAUCCCUUCUAAUAGCGUGUUAGGAGGUGAUUAAGGAAAGGUAGGAAAGUGAGAACUAACAAAAUUACGAGCUUGGAAAUAGGAGAAAAGAUUGAGGCAGAUUACAUUUAGCUACAAGAUCAUAAAAACUGGCAAAGGUCCCAUCUAAAAAAUAAAUAGUUGAAACAUACCAAACCUCUCUCCCGCCACAAAACAGAAGCCUGGUCAAGAUUGGAGGGUAGAAAUGGAUGAUUGUUACAAAUAGGGCCUAGAAGAGAAGGGGCAGAAAGUCUAAAAUGCUGACAAAAUUGUUUCCAGAUCUUCAAAGUAGAAAGCACAAUAGGAUUUGUAGUGUACUCUGAAGGACACAUGGAUAGUGGGGCACAGAUUAGAGCAGAAAGAGGGGUGAUUGGAAAGAAUGCGCUUCUGUUGAGCACCAGUUGGUACUUGGAGAAUUACGCCAGACCAAAAUCUUCAGAAUAUUAGCUGCCCAGUAGUAAAACAGUAAUUUGGGAAGGACCAAACCACAUCUUGUCUCCCUCUUUGAAGUAUCUCUCUAUGUAUCCUAGGUGUUUUGCCUGCCCAGUCAAUUCCAAUUCGAGAAUUUACUAAUUGUUAUUUGAAACCAAUGACACUUUGCUGUAUUAUGUUACGUCUGUGUGUGUGUCCCACCUUAACCUCUGUGUGAAGAGCUCCUGAUCUACGGUCGUCCGGUUCAUGUCACCCUCAUCGCCAGGCGCUCCAGUAAAUUCGCUGGCACCCGCUUCCUCAAGAGAGGAGCCAACUGCGAGGUACCCGCCCGCCUCAUCUCGUCGCCACGACAACAGGGCAAAGUCACCCCCGGUGUUAUAUAAUAGCAGCAGGGCACAAAGGGGGGGAGAGCGACAGGAGUUUUGUUAUGUGGUGGGGGUGAGGUUAAUGUAACCUCCGUGUCUCUGCAUCUCCUUUGUUUGUGUGUGUGUCGUUUGGUGGUAAAGGGGUUCAGCAUGCUGUGUUUUUGAGGCCAAAUGAUGAAUCUAUUUUUCCCACCGUGCGGCUUAGUUUAGGCCAGGAUUGAAAUUCGUAAGGUUUGGAUGUGUGUGUGUUCUCAUUUGGGGAUGAGUUUCUGGUUCAGUAUAUGGUCCACUCCUGUCAAUUACAGGUCGAAACUGUUGAACAACGAAAAAAACAACUAUGGGGCCAUCUAAGAGUGUGUAGAUCCAUGUGGUUCUCUCUGUAUAUUAUCCCUCACCUGUUUUCAUCCGGUCCUCUGCAGGGUGACGUAGCCAAUGAGGUGGAGACUGAGCAGAUCAUCCAUGAUGCGUCGGUGAUGUCAUUCACAGCGGGGAGUUACUCUUCGUACGUUCAGGUCAGGGGUUCCGUUCCCCUCUAUUGGUCCCAGGACAUCUCCACCAUGAUGCCUAAACCACCUAUACGAUGUAAGAUAUUAUCAUCAUUAGAUACCAUGUACACUGUACAGUAUCAU
Molecule: messenger RNA, 12514 nt
Organism: Coregonus sp. 'balchen'
Lineage: Eukaryota; Metazoa; Chordata; Actinopteri; Salmoniformes; Salmonidae
Source: the annotation of a GenBank genome assembly